ACCCACUGCACGGUGUGAAGUGAAGUCUGCCACUUCAUUUUGAAGAGAAGGCUCAGCUAGCAAUAUCAAUAGAGGUUGCAGAAAUAUAUUGAUUCUAAUUAUACACAUGACUCAAUGGUGCAGCUAUUGGUAGAAUCAUCAUGGCACGAUUGCACAACUCAACACAGGGAGCCAAUAUUAGCCAAACCCGCUUGAGACAAAUCGCCCUUUUGGCCAAAGAUCUCUCAGCGGCAGAAGAUAUUCUUAAGAGAGUUUUGGGCACUGAGGUCAUUUUCCGGGACGACCAGGUGGCAAAAUGGGGCUUAUAUAACUUUCUAAUGCCUCUGGGCGGUGACCUCAUCGAGGUUGUGUCGCCUUUCCGCGACGGCACAACAGCGGGCAGAUUGCUCAAAAAACGUGGCGAUGGGGGCUAUAUGAUCAUAAUGCAGACCAGUGACGCGGCCGCGCGAAAAGAUUUCAUUGAAUCUCGCGGUUUAUCCAAGGUCAUUUUUAGCUUUUCCAAGGAUGAUGUUGAUUGUGUUCAAUACCACCCCAAAGGGAUACCUGGGAGCGUAAUACCCGAACUAGAUUCUCACAAACCAUCACCGGAAAACCGGGAGCCAGUGUUAUCUACUUUCAGCCCAUGGCAUGCCUGCGGUCUGGAUUACCAGCGCUAUUCUGCUGCCAUGGCUCGAUCAUCCUAUCUGCAAAUUAUACAGGUUACUUGCCGCCUUGCUGCGGGGGAAAACGAUCCGGAAAGUGCUGCUCAGAAGUGGGAACAUAUUUUCGGCGUGCAAAGCAAGGGAUCUGAGCUGGUAUUCACUAACAUGCGAAUGAGCUUUGUUAAGGGUGUUGACGGGCUCCCUGAGGGCUUGGAAUCUAUUACUGUCGGUGUAUAUGGGGAAAGCAAUUUGAAUCGUAUACUUGAGAGGGCUCAGGAAGAAGGAAUAUAUGAAAACGGAGCCGUUGCUAUGCUGGGUAUUCAGUGGUACUUUUCUCCUUUAAGUAACGACGUGGCGAAAAGCAAGAUAUAAUACUAUACAAUAUGCGGAAC
Molecule: messenger RNA, 1033 nt
Organism: Talaromyces proteolyticus
Lineage: Eukaryota; Fungi; Ascomycota; Eurotiomycetes; Eurotiales; Trichocomaceae
Exons: 4
Coding region: 141-1013 (290 amino acids)
Source: RefSeq, a predicted model, not a curated record